Messenger RNA from Cordyceps fumosorosea ARSEF 2679, 1059 nucleotides. RefSeq lists its product as hypothetical. The record is from RefSeq and is a predicted model, not a curated record. The transcript is spliced from 2 exons. The coding region runs from base 1 to 1059 and encodes 352 amino acids. NCBI's taxonomy places the organism in Eukaryota, Fungi, Ascomycota, Sordariomycetes, Hypocreales, Cordycipitaceae.
AUGGCUAUCCGCCUCCUGGACAGUCCGGCCACCCUCCCGGCUAUUUGCCGCCUCUGCAGCCAGGAUCUGAGCAUCGUUCCCAAGCGUACCCCCCAGAGCAUCGCGCCAGCUAUUACGACGAGAGACGCCAUCCUCAAUACAGUGAAUACCCCCCCGACUACUACUACCGUCAGCAGGGCCCCCCUCCAAAUGGCUAUCCCCGCGAUUACCGCGGCGCUCCGCCUGGGUCGUAUCCCCCAGACUUUGGCCAGGGGGUCGGCCCUUCAAUGGCACAAGCUGCGCCGCGACAGCGUACCUCAAUCGCUUGUAGAUACUGUCGAAAGCGCAAGUGGCUACCAGAGCGCCCCCGGAGGGAAGUGUCAGAACUGUGCAAGAAUGAAUCAGGAAUGCAUUUUCCAGCCCGUCUCUUCUUCGAGCUCCACAGCCUUUGUUCCGCUUUCUGCGGUUCAAGGCGGUGUUCCUCCCGGUACUCAGUUAUUCGGCGCCUAUGGCCAACCUCUCGCGCCCAAUUCGGUCCCCGGUGGUCAUCACUACCCUCCUCAUCAUGGCGGACCACCGCCGCCCGGCGGAGCGUACUAUGGCCCGCCUUCACAGUCACCCACGGAAGCCUAUGCAUCCUAUGGCGGAGAUCCCCGAGAGGAUCCGUCUUUGGCAGCUGGCAAGCGAUCAAGGGAUGCCAUGGACCGAGAGGAAGAGUGGCGAAGACAGGCGCCCCGAGGCGCCCAUGACGAUGACCCGCGCAGACGGUCUCCUGCUGAGUUCUCCAGCAAGAGCAGCCCCGGCGGGGGCAACUACCCGUAUCCUGUUGCUCGACACAGCCCGCAUGCAGCGACGGCAUCCACUGCUGGGCCUCAGUCUCGAUCACCUGGUGGACAAACCGGCUCAAGCGGCGCCUCAACCCCGGUCCGUCAACCUGGCGUGCCUGUUCCCCAGAGUCAGCAGGCGCCGACCUCGAAGAUGAGCUUGAGCAACUUGGUCGACAAAAGCGACAUUGACAAGGGCAUGAUUGACCGCCUAAAUCGCCCGCGGGACGGGGCUGGUCCCCCGCUGCGCGAUUAA